UAUAGCUCUUCUUCCGUAUAAGUUUGCUCAGCUGUUUGUUGUUGCAGAACUUACCGUUUCAUUGAAUAUCUUGAGCCUUAACUCUCAAGUAACCUUCACGGUUUGACUCAUUCUGAUGUCCAAUCUUCAUAAGCAGUAGCAGCAAAUUGGCCUUUGUUACUUCAGAUCGAAUCCUAAUCUAAAUCUCCCCAAGAAGCCAAUGACUUCAUUAACUCUAACCAUUUUGAUUGGUUAAUACCAGUUCAUCUUCAAAUUCCAUGGCCGCUUGUUCUCUUUCCCAUCACAACUGCAUCAGCUAGCAGAUAAAACGUAGGGUCUUACCAGUUGUUUAUAGAUUCGACCUAGAAAUACUUUCAGCCAAAGUAGUACUAUUAUUGAUUUAUUCAAUCAUUAAAAUCAGAUGAUAUUUUCCAGUUACAGCUUUCUUCAAGUUUUCAACAAACUCGAACUGAGUUUAUACCUUUAUGAGUUCCGAGUCCUGAGAGCACUAUUAUAAUGAACUGGGUUAUUCACACUUAAUAAUAUAUUAUUGCCAUGGUAGGCUACCUAAAUUUCCAUAGACUGGCACUUAAUGGUGGCAUAUAACAGAAGUUUCCUUUAGAAAAUUUUCAACUUUGAAUUAGUCAAAUACCAACUAUUUGAUCAUGAAGAUCAACACCAAUUCACUUUCAGACGCUCAUUUUAUAUCCAACUACUGUCAGUUUCUUUCCCUCAUGCUCUCCAUCCUCUCCGACAAUGCCAUCCAAGUUUUCGUUCACCAUCAUCAUCAUAAGCUUGGUCCUGAUUCUUUCUCCAAAACCAGUGUUUUCGAAUAAUUAUUUGAGCUGCAGUGUCCGAUCUAGUUGCGGAAAUAUUUCGGAUAUCGGUUACCCUUUCUGGGGAUUGGAUCGGCCGGAAAGUUGUGGAUAUCCUGGAUUCAAGCUCAGCUGCAGUGAAAGUGAGCUAGAAAUCACAAUCAGCUCUGCAACAUACCGAGUUCUUGCAAUAAACAAGGAAUCACAAACACUUCAUGUCUCUAGAACCGAUUACAGUGAGAAUCUUUGUCCCACUCAUCUCAUCAACUCCACUUUUGAAAGUGAAACCAGUCCUUUUCGACAAAACGGGGAUAGUCAGGAUAUAAGGCUGUAUUAUGGUUGUCAGCCUCUCACAGCUCCACAAAAUCUCACAUCAAUUCUCGGGAUUUCCAAUCAAUUCGACUGCACAAUAAACAAUACAAAGAUCGUAGGUUAUUAUGUGACAAGGGAAUUCGCGGGAACUGUCACCGGCAAUUUCCUGAGAUCUUGCAGUAACAGUGUGAUUAUUCCAGUCCCGAAUUCCCAAGUUCCGUCACUGGAGGAAGGCCGGGAUCCAGAUGAUUUGGAAGAAGCGGCUAAAAUUGGGUUUCAGCUGUGGUGGUCUGCAGAUGAUACCCGUUGUAAUAAUUGUGUAAACAAAGGUGGGCAGUGCGGGCGUAACCUCGUCUCAGGUGGAUUUGAAUGUUACUGCUCAGAUGGCGACGUUUGUUCCCCAGAGAAAAAGGAUGGAAAGGCUCUCAAACUUGCCCUAGGCCUCGGAGCAGCCGGUGUCAUUAUACUUGUUGGAAUCGGAGCUUUAUGUGUCCGGCAACAUCGGCGAAAGAAAAUUGUAGCCCAGCUUAUUAGCAGAGACCUUCCAACGUCUCCAUCAAGCAAAGGGCCAACAACUUCCACAACUAAUUACUCUCAAAGCAAUUCAUCCUAUUCCACUUCAAAAUAUGACAUUGAAAGGGGAAGCACUUACUUUGGAGCCCAUGUUUUUAAUUAUGAAGAACUUGAGGAAGCCACUGACAAUUUCAAUCCUUCUAAACAACUUGGAGAAGGAGGAUUCGGCACUGUUUAUUAUGGUGUACUCAGGGAUGGGCGUGUGGUAGCGGUGAAGCGCUUAUACGAGAACAAUUUGAAGCGUGUCGAUCAGUACAUGAACGAGAUCGAAAUCCUCACUCUCAUCCUUCAUCCAUACCUCGUGAAGCUCUAUGGAUGUACCUCGAGACGUAGUCGAGAGCUUCUCCUUGUUUAUGAGUACAUUCCUAAUGGAACCGUGGCUGAUCAUUUGCAUGGAAAGCGAUCCAACUCUGGUUUGCUUACCUGGCAUGUUCGGUUGAGAAUCGCCAUCGAGACAGCGACCGCAUUGGCUUACCUCCAUAGAAAGGAAAUCAUACACCGCGAUGUUAAAUCCAACAACAUUCUCCUGGACAAGAAUUUCCAUGUAAAAGUGGCUGAUUUUGGACUCUCACGACUUUUUCCUAAUGAUGUCACGCAUGUCUCGACUGCUCCGCAAGGCACCCCGGGUUAUGUCGACCCGGAGUACCACCAAUGCUACCACCUCACUGAGAAAAGUGAUGUUUACAGCUUCGGGGUCGUGUUGGUCGAGCUAAUUUCGGCGAAAAAAGCAGUGGACAUCAGCAGGCACCGACACGACAUAAAUUUGGCUAACAUGGCAAUCAGCAGAAUCCAGAAUCAAGCAUUGCAUGAACUAGUGGAUCCAUCUCUCGGGUUCGAGAAUGAUUUUGUGGUGAAAAACACUGUAACGGCGGUUGCAGGAUUGGCGUUUCGGUGUUUGCAACAGGAGAGGGAUAUGAGACCUUCAAUGGAAGAAGUGUUGGAGGCAUUGGAAGAGAUUAAGGGUGUAAGAUCGGGAUCUGAUGUGGUGGAUAUUAGAUCGGGAACUGAAGUGGUGGAUAUUAAAUCGGACGAUGUUGGACUACUGAAGAGCAUUCCUCCUCCAUUUUCUCCGGAUUCUGCGACAGAGAAAUGGGUACAGAUAAAAUCGAUGUAAUCCCGAGUAUCCUGCAAAUGAUGGAAGAGGCAGAUGAAAAUGGAUUUUCAGUUCUGAGUUGAGAAAUUAUUGUAUUGUAGAAAGGGAAAGUUGUUCAAAUUUUAUGAGCAAAACUCUAAAUGAUGUUUAUGCAUUAAAGCGUUGCUCAAGUAAUAGGAUUUUACUUAUGACUAUGAGCUGUGGUAGAAUAAACAUUACUCUGUAAAUUGUAGUUAUCUAAUAUAUGAUCUUCAUUUUUGAACUUA
This is a messenger RNA of Gossypium raimondii (Peruvian cotton), 3038 nucleotides long. RefSeq names its product LEAF RUST 10 DISEASE-RESISTANCE LOCUS RECEPTOR-LIKE PROTEIN KINASE-like 1.3. Gene Ontology annotation, biological process: protein phosphorylation. NCBI's taxonomy places the organism in Eukaryota, Viridiplantae, Streptophyta, Magnoliopsida, Malvales, Malvaceae. The coding region runs from base 736 to 2793 and encodes 685 amino acids. The record is from RefSeq and is a predicted model, not a curated record. The transcript has 5 exons. Gene Ontology annotation, molecular function: protein kinase activity; polysaccharide binding; ATP binding.